Molecule: messenger RNA, 7149 nt
Organism: Symbiodinium sp. CCMP2592
Lineage: Eukaryota; Dinophyceae; Suessiales; Symbiodiniaceae
Source: the annotation of a GenBank genome assembly
AUGGACAUCGACUCCUCCGAUUACGAGGGGUCUGAGGCCAGUAGCCUCUCUUUGGUUAGCCGGCACGUUAACCGCUUGCAGCUCGAUCUCAACACCUUGAGAGCGCACGUUGCUGCGUGCGAGCGACGCAUCAGGGCCCUGGAGCAGCAGGCUCCCCCUCCGACGCCUGCGCCGGUUGUGUCCGCCUCUGCUGCUGCUUCCGGUCGCGCAGGGGGUGUGGCGGUAGCAGCUUCAGAGUCAGAAUUGUCAAACCGUCAAGAGAGCAUGGAUGUGACGGCAGCAGCUUCAGAACCAGACUUGUCAAAGCUUCAAGAGACCAUUCGCGAAGCAAUCUUCUCAUGCAGUGAGCCGCAGGUUCUUCAGUUGCCUUGGGAAAUGCCGGGUUUGAAUUUGAUUUUUGGCAAGGGUGCUUUAGAUCAGCUUCUGCCUGCUGAGCCUCCCAAAAUAGUGUUCCCAGUCCCUACAGCGGCAGAUGCUCCGAUUGAGGAACAGGCCAAGGCUGCAAAGAGGGUUAAGACUGCCGCUUUUGGGCAGCCUUGCUUCCGUGGGUGUGUGAACUUCAAGAACGUUCUUUCGGAUGCUGAGCUUGAAGCUGGAGCCUGGCAGAGAUCUCUUGAGAAGUGGCAUUUUCUUUUGACCUUAGAUCCUUCGGUUUCGCUUGUGGGUUCUUCCUUGGCCGGCAUGGGAACUGCUGAUGGCAUGCAGUCCCUACGCGAACUGUUUGGCAGGAAGAAGGUAGCCACUGUGAGUAAGCGUGCGGCAUCAUUGCUUAAGUACGUAAAGUUCAUGCAGGAGUGUCGGCCCUUUUCAGGCCCCUUUCCUUUUUCCACCGAAAAAUGUGAUGAGUAUGUCAGGCACUUGAGGGCUUGUGAUGCCAAAGUCGGAGCUGUUGACGGGUUCACUGAAUUGGUGAGAUUCGCGAUCCACGUUGUAGGAGUCAGUUGCCGCGGGCCUUCCGACAAAAUUUUCAGCCCUUGGUCGAUUGGUCUUAAAGGCCUCAUGCAGUCGCAGAAGGCAGAGCGUGUGAGUGCACUUGUUUUGUCUGUGGAGCAAGUCUCUUGCCUCGAGGCGUGCUUGGGCAACUCAGAGCUUGAUGCCAAGGACCGUUAUGCCUGUGGCGCUUUCUUGUUUUGCAUCUACAGCAGGAGCCGAGUCGGUGAUGUGAAGAAAAUCCACAGGUGUAUAGUGGACACUGUGGAUGCAGCUGGGGAAAUUCAGGGUUUUCUUGAAUGUGGUACUCGGGUGCAUAAGUCCGCAAGGCAAGCAGCCGUGCAGGGAGUAUCUAUGCCUUUAGUCGCUCCAGUCUGGGGUGUUGGACCAGAGCCUUGGGGACCCAAGUUCGUUGCAAUCGCUGCUGAAGUUGGUUUAGCGUUCGACUCGGCUCGCGCGGGGCCUCUUCUUCCCGCACCACUGGAGUCAGGCGAGUGGAGCCAGAGAGCAGUGACCACAGAUGAGGCUGGGCAGUGGCUUCGUGCGCUACUCAGCCGAUGCAACAAAUGCUCCGAUGGUGUGUCAGGGCAUUCGCUUAAGGCUACCACUCUUGAUUGGUGCGGCAAAUAUGGAGUCAGCGAGCAAGCUCAAACCCUUCUUGGUCACCAUGCCCUCAAGGGUUUGUCUAUGUAUGCUUAUAUGCGUGACAAGCUUGCGGCACCGCUGAGAGCUUAUGACGGAAUGCUCCGAAGCAUUCGGCAUGGCCUUUUCAUUCCAGAUGCAACUAGGUCCGGGUUAUUCAAAGCUGAAGGUGAGGCUCAUGUCAUGGAGCCCAGCCACGCGCCCAGCCUCAGCACGGCCCCUCCUCACGUGCGUGAUGGUGGGGUUUUCGGAGACGAGACUCCUGUUGGGUCUGAAGGCGAGGCCCAGCACUAUAGCAAGGCUGCAUGGACGCCUGAACGAGAAGCUCAGUCUUUCCUUGAUAAUCAAUUCACGGGUGAAGCUGAGGACGAAGCUGAUGGAGUUGAGAGUCGGGCCCCUGAGCCCGCGCCAAGUUCUUCGUCCUCUUCAUCGUCGAGCGACUCGGACAGUUCUGAUGGGGAGCCCGGGACUGACUGGAUCGAUGCCUUCGAUUCUGGGCUCGGGAAUUCCCUUGAGAAGUCUAACCUCUCUGCGCCUGACAUGGAAUUUUGGAGACAUGAUAAAACUAUGACCAUCCACUCCAUUGCGGUUGGUGCUUCUGGAGAUGUGUUCACUUGUGGUCGUAAGAGAACAGGUGAUUACUCAAAGGUGACGCAAAGCGCUUUUCUGGAGACUCGUGCAAUGGCGGGGUUGCCUGUGGCAACUUCCUUCACGGAAUCCAAGGCUGCUUUCGCUAAGAGAGCUUUGGAGGUCGGGCUCGCGCAAGCCGAAGUGGACCAUCUUGUCUCCAAACAGGUUGACACUCUCUCGAAGUUAGCUUUUGUCCUGGUUCCUCCUGGGAAGGUUCCUGAGGACAGUGCAGUCGUUGGGCUGCUCCCAGCAGGUUCAAGUCAGGGAGCUAUAGCAGGGCUCAAGCGGCUUCUUUUCGAAGCCCAUACAUUGAUUGUGUCAGCCCUCAAACAAAAGGUGGAGCGCACUGAGGAGUCCUUGCCUCUCACUCUUGACAUAGCCGAGCGAGAAGAUCGUUUGGCAAGCCAGAAAACACGUUUGGGCGGGUUGACCUUUCAAGGUGAAGAGGAGGUCGCUCAUGGUGCAUACGACCUUGUCUUCUCGAUGGCCCAGAAGAACGAGCUCAUUUGGUUGGCGCCUGAGAAGUUCAACGCACGGCGUGCAGAAAUCAGUGCCAAGAAGCCUUCUAAAGAGCUCGUCAUAGAUGGGAGCGGCGUUGCGGUUAAAGAUAAGCCCCAGGUCCUUAACUGUGCCAUCAACUCUGACUUAGACUUGGUUUUGGCCAUGCGCCGCAGAGCGCUUGCAUUCGACCUUGUGGGGCUCAUGAGUUUUGAUGUGGCUAACCGCUAUCAUCAGGCACUUGUUCAACGUCUCCAGGAGGCUCCCCCUCCCAACUAUGCCAAGGUCUCUAUUGCUCAGGUUCUCCGCGCUGAUCGAGCGGCAUUCCUCCGGCUAGCAGAGUUGCUGCCCACUUUGCGCCGCAGCGGCGCGGGCAAGCUUCCUUUGGACGAGCAGCUUCCCAACAUCCUGCUCGACCCUUCAGUCGCUUACCACUUGUUUCCCCUGCCAGCAGGUUCAACCUCCACUGCAAAGUUGGAUGACAGGACGCCAAGCCUGGCGGAAAGUGCGCAAAGGGCCUUCACUUGUGUGCAGAGCCGGGGCCUUGCCGCGUCAGACAGAACUGUUGCAGCAGAGGCUACUCUUCAACGACUUGAAGGGCAGCCUUUGAGCGAGCUCGUGACCGUGGAGGUCUUUUGCGGAACUGGGCGGCUCAGUGCUUCCCUUCGUAGUGAAGGUUUUGAUGCCUUCGGUGUCGACCAUGUGGUCGGCAAAACUGCAUGUUGUUCAGUCCUUCAGCUUGAUCUUACUUGUGCGGCCUCUAUUGCACAUCUGUGGAGCAUCUUGAAGGAUCCUGCUGUCAAAUUCAUUCAUUUUGCGCCGCCCUGCGGUACCGCAAGCAGGGCCCGUGACAUCCAGUUUCCCGGUGCCCCACCUGUCCUCCGCAAUGAGAGCCACCCUGAAGGGGUUCCUGAUCUUUCGGAGAUCCCUGCACUCAGAGUGCAAAAGGCUAACAUGCUGUAUGAGUUGACUCUUGAGCUAAGUUCUUUCUGUCUUCUGAACGGCAAAUAUUUUUCCUGUGAAAAUCCGAGCCGCAGCUACCUUUGGCUGCUUCCUCAGUGGCAGCAGUUCUUGAAGCGCUCGGAUGUCUUUCAAACUGUUUUUCAUCACUGUGAGUUUGGUGGCAUGCGUCGCAAAGAGACGCUCCUGGUGCAUAACAUCCCCAAAUUCCGCGAGCUUCAUCGUUUGUGCUCUGGCAAACAUGUGCAUCUGGGCUGGGGCAAGGUCGGCCGUACGUGGGCAACAAGCGCUGAGACGGCCUACCCCUGGGGCCUCUGCAAGUGCAUGGCGAGCUUGCUGAAAGAUCACUUUUUGGAACUUGGCUGUCGCCCAUCUCCCAAAGCUAUUGCUGAAGGCGCACCCACCAUCCAAGGCGCGCGUGCCUUCACUGGAGCCCAGACUCGCAAGCGCGUGCCUCCGCUGCUUAGCGAAUUCGCUUCGGUUCACACUGUCACUGUGCCUUCCAAUCUUGCCGCGUCUUUCUUGCGCCCUGGCCAAAAGCUCCCGUCUCCGUGGAAGCCCGGGGAUGAUGCUGCUUGUUCUCCGGCAAUCGAGUGCUUUCCGGCAGGUAGCCGUGUCCUUCGUGCCCAUGUGGUGCGCAGGGGGAUUGAGGUUGGCCCUAGUCCCACGGCUUUUUCCCCUAGUUCCGGUUUAGUCCCUGCAGCCCCUCGUGUGUUAGGUGCCGAGAGUUCUGAGAAGAACAGUCUGCUGAAGCGUCCUAGCAGAAAGCGUCCUUUUGCUAAUGUUCUUGGAUGUGCUGAGGCUUCUCUCGGUCUGAAUCCUGACGAUACCGAGGUUCGAGAAGCCAUGAUGUCGGGUUCUGCCGAGCGGGUUGCUUUGCUUGUAAACAAGUUGCCUAAGGUACACCGCAAAGACUUGUCCUUGUUGCUUGACUUGCUUCCUUCAGAACCUCUUCGUUGGGAGGGCGAUGCUGGAGCGAAAUCGUUCCAAGGUGGCAGCUUUGUUCACGGCCCGAUGUGCGGGGUGCGAUCAACGACCAAGCAGUUCCCGGAAACUGUCAAGGCAAUGUGCUCUUAUGUCAAAGGCCUUUUUCCAGGUUUGGAGUUCGGAACUGUUGGGAUGUUCAGGGAUGUGUCUGCUCAGCCACACCGGGAUUCGAAUAAUGAAGUCUCCACAGACAAUGCAAUUGCUGCGCUAUCAGAUUUUUCUGAUGGCUCUGUGUGGAUGGAAGAUCCUGCGGGUGACGUCGAGCUUGAAAUCAAAGGUCGCGCAGUGAGAGGUGUUUGCAUUCCCGUCACCCAUGAAGGCUUCAGGUUCGAUGGCCGUCGCCUUCAUUGCACAAGGCCUUGGACAGGCCGGCGUGACGUUAUUGUUGCGUACAUGCCGAGGGGCCCUAAGAAACUCAAAGCUGAGCACGCCUCUUUCUUGACGAGCCUGGGAUUUGUGCUUGAUCGAGCGACUUCGGGGUCCCAAGUCUCGCCUGGGGACAUGACUAAGGCUGUCAUUGGUGUGUACCGUACACCAUCACAGUUUGUUGAACAGGCAAUUAAGGUUGGGCACCCCACACAGCUCUCCGCUCUCAUGCCUUCCGAGAUCUCCUGUGCAGUCCGGAGAAUCCAUAAAGAAGGUGAGGCAAAUGUGGCCAAGGAGCGCACCGCAACACUUCGCCGGUGGGUUAGCAGAGCAGCCGACUUAGAGCCAGCCGAGCGCGUGCUAAAGGCUGACCUUCCUCAGUUUCGAAAGGAUGUUCUUAGUCCUAAACGCCUCGCUCUUUUCGAGGAGCUGUUGCUUGAAGUGGGACAUGAGGACGUUGACCUUGUCAAAGACAUUGCCCAUGGGUUUGACUUGACAGGCAAGCUGCCUAGAUCAAAUGUUUUUGCUAAGCGCUUUCGUCCUGCGGAGCAGAGUGAAUCUCAACUUCGAUCCAGCGCUAAGAGGCUGCGUGAUGGUCUCCUGGCCACGAUCAAAGCUUCAGAGGAUCCUGUGAUUGACCAAGGUGUUCUUAAGGCGACGAUGAAGGAACUUGAGCGCGGCUUCGUUGAUGGAACUUUGUCUCCAGACCAGAUCCCUGAAGAUGCGUCCUUGACACAUCGUUUCGGAGUCAUUCAAGGGAGCAAUGAAGACGGUCCAAAGGUGAGGCCCAUAGAUAAUUACCUGUCUUCCCAAGUUAAUGCCGCGGUCACGCAGGUUGAACAAGUCAGCGUGCACACCAUUGACGUGGUGGCCGGGAUGCUGGCCUGUUGGUUAAAUGAGUGGUUCAUCAGCGGGCGCCCAGAGCACAGCACGCCUGUGUGCAAGGCGUGGGACCUGCGUACCGCCUAUAAACAACUUCCCCUUUCGGAUUUAGCUUAUGCCUUAGAUAGUUUCUUUGUGCUCUUCAACAUUGAGCGUGGGGCGAGCGAAAUCUAUCGCCAGAGGGUGCUUCCCUUCGGCUCAACAGCCAGCGUGACCAGCUUCAUAAGAACAGCUUACGCCAUUUGGAAAUUAGGUGCCGUAGGGUUGACUCUUGUCUGGAGUGAAUAUUUUGAUGAUUAUCUGAAUCUUUGCGGCAAGGCUUUUGCUCGGCAUAACGACUUUGUAAUCUCCAUGUUAUUCCAACUGCUGGGAUGGGAAAUCUCGAAGGAUAAGGAGCUCAGCUACGAUGCACUUUGCGUCGUCCUGGGAGUGCAAGUGAACCUUCGUGAUGCCAAGCUCGGUUUGGCUUACUUGGAGAACACCGUGAAGAGGCGGACUGAGGCGUUGUGUGACAUUGAGCGGGCUUUAGCAACUGGUAAGCUUGAACCUAAAGAAAGUGAAAAGCUAAGGGGCCGGUUGCAGUUCGCUUGUUGCCAAAUUUUUGGUCGGCGACCAAAGGCGGCUUUGAAGUUGUUGUCGCAGCACUCCAGGCAACGCAGAUGGGACGUCAGCCAACUCACGCGGCUUGCACUCACUCAGCUGAAAAGUUUCCUUGAAAGUUCCAAGCCACGUCCAGUCAGGGCGCGGCGUGAAGACUUUGUCCAUGUGUAUGUGGAUGCUUCCUUCGAGCCAAACGGCCAUUGUGGUUUGGGGGGAGUCGUCUUCAGUUCUUCUGGUGAGGCGUUGUGCUGGUUUGGUCAAGCUGUUGAGCCAGUACAUGUGCAGAAGCUUUUGAAAGCUGGUGACCGCGAAAGGGAGACAGUGAUCUUCGAGCUUGAGGCGCUUGUGCUCAGCAUUUGCCUCGAAGCCUUUCGCCCGUACGUCGAGAGGAAAGGUGUUGUCAUUUUCACUGACAAUGAGGGCGUGUUCGGAAGCUUCGUCAGAGGCCAUAGUGACAAUGCUUCUUGUGCUGCCUUGAUCGACUUCUUUGCUUGCUGCGAAGAGAGCCUUGAAACGAUCUGCUGGCUAGAUCGUGUGCCAUCCUCUUCCAAUCCUGCAGACGACCCCUCGCGUGGCGUGAGUAUCCGAGGUGCACCACGUGUCGAUCUUGACCUGAAUCUCUUGAGUCGCGCGCUUCCUGAAGUCUUUGGGUGA